This is a messenger RNA of Silurus meridionalis, 2861 nucleotides long. It is a transcript of the gene wdr1, whose product is annotated as WD repeat domain 1. Bases 217 to 2037 code for a protein of 606 amino acids. Gene Ontology annotation, biological process: actin filament depolymerization; sarcomere organization; positive regulation of actin filament depolymerization. Gene Ontology annotation, cellular component: cortical actin cytoskeleton. The transcript is spliced from 15 exons. Gene Ontology annotation, molecular function: actin filament binding. The record is from RefSeq and is a predicted model, not a curated record. Lineage: Eukaryota; Metazoa; Chordata; Actinopteri; Siluriformes; Siluridae.
CCGUCUUUACCAUAUAUGGACACAGGCGCGCAUCCCUCGAGCCGCGCCUGCUUCCGCGUUGUGUGUGAGUGAUUAGGCGGAGACCGAGCGACCGGCAGCAGGAGACUGAACAUAACGAACCACACCGGGCGUCGGCUCCGUUUUGCCAUUCAUUCUGAAAAGAAAUAAAAUAAAUACCAAUAGCUCCAGCGCGUCGCGGAGGACCAACGCACAGACAUGUCGUACGAACUGAAGCACUUGUUUGCCAGCCUUCCUCAGAUGGAGAGGGGCGUGGCCAAGGUUAUUGGUGGGGACCCAAAAGGGAACAACUUCCUGUACACAAAUGGCAAGAGUGUCAUCAUCAGGAAUAUUGAUAAUCCUGCUAUUGCCGACGUCUACACGGAACAUCCUCACCAAGUCAUCGUUGCCAAAUACGCACCCAGCGGCUUCUACAUUGCCUCAGGAGAUGUGUCCGGAAAGAUACGCAUUUGGGACACGACCCAGAAGGAGCACUUGCUGAAAUACGAGUAUCAACCGUUUGGAGGAAAGAUAAAGGACAUUACCUGGACGGAGGACAGCAAGCGGAUCGCCGUGGUGGGCGAGGGACGAGAGAAGUUCGGUGCAGUGUUCCUGUGGGACUCGGGCUCCUCAGUGGGUGAGCUCGUCGGACACAGCAAGAUCAUUAACAGCGUGGACCUAAAGCAGACCAGGCCAUACAGACUGGUCACCGGCAGCGACGAUAACUGCACCACCUUCUUCGAGGGACCACCUUUCAAAUUCAAGGGCACUACCAGCCUUCACAGCCGCUUUGUGAACUGUGUCCGUUUUUCGCCAGAUGGAAACCGCUUCGUUUCAGCCGGCGCUGACGGACAGAUUUUCAUUUUCGACGGCAAGACGGCAGAACACCUGGGAUCGCUGGGAGGAGAUAAAGCUCACGACGGCGGGGUUUACGCCGUGAGCUGGAGUUCAGACAGCACUCAGCUUAUCUCCGCAUCCGGCGAUAAGACCGUCAAAUUAUGGGACGUGGCGAGCGGCACCGCGGUGACGACCUUUAAACUGGGCAAUGACGUUCUAGAUCAGCAGCUGGGUUGCCUGUGGCAGAAAAAUCACCUCCUGAGCAUUUCGCUGUCCGGAUACAUCAACUACCUGGAUAAGAGCAACCCGAACCGCCCCAUUCGCACUGUCAAGGGGCACAGUAAAUCCAUUCAGUGUGUGACUGUACAUAAAGACGACGGGAAGAACAUCAUCUACUCGGGCAGCCAUGACGGACACAUCAAUUACUGGGACGCUCAGAGCGGCGAGAACGAUGCCCUGUCAGGAAAAGGACACACAAACUCCGUGGGUAGGCUUGUCGUGGACGAGUCUGCCCAACUGGUGAGCUGCAGCAUGGACGACACGGUCCGCUUUUCCGACCUGCACAAGAAAGAGUACAGCGCUUCUGACGUGGUGAAGAUGGACACUCAGCCGAAGUCCGUGUCUGUCGGGGCAGGAGGAUUGGCCGUAGCUGUGUGUAUUGGCCAGGUGGUGCUUCUGAAGGACAAGAAGAAAGUGUUCACUCUGGACAAUCUGGGCUAUGAGCCAGAAGUGGGUGCGAUGCACCCCGGGGGUGGCACGGUGGCAGUGGGCGGAGCUGAUGGAAAGGUCUACCUCUACUCAGUCCAGGGAAACACCUUGAAGGAUGAUGGGAAGGUUCUGGAUACUAACGGCCCUGUAACCGAUCUGCGGUAUUCCAAAGAUGGGGCGUUCCUCGCUGCCUCGAACGAGAAGAAAAUCAUUGUUGUGUACGCUGUCACUGACGGUUACCAGGUUAAAAGUGAAUACUAUGGCCAUCAUGCUAAAGUGGUGUGUCUGUGCUGGAGUCCUGAUAACGAUCACUUUGCCUCCGGAGGGAUGGACAUGCUGGUGUACGUCUGGUCCGUCUCCGAUCCCGAAAAGAGGAUCAAAAUUCCUGAUUCUCACCGGUUGCACCACGUCAGCGGCUUGGCCUGGCUGGACGAACGCACUCUCGUCACGACCUCUCACGACGCGUGCGUGAAACAGUGGACGAUAAAGAUCUAAGCACUUGCACACACUUGCAGAAUCAGCAGGGACAGGGACUGCUGUAGGACACCCAUCUUUCUCGCUCUCACUUCGACCUGCGUGCUCUCUUUCGCUCUUUCUCUCUUUCAUGUGCCAGUAAUCUCAGCUGUGUGUGUGUGUGUGUGUGUGUGUGUGUGUGUGUGUGUGUGUGUGUGUGUGUGUGUGUGUGUGUGUGUGUGUGUGUGUGUCCGUGUCCAUUCUGCCUUCCGUCAGUUAACACGCUCCUUCGCUCUCAUCUGCAUUUAAAAGGAGUGACAUUCCAGAGGCAUGAGAGUGAGACCUGCAUCUGGCCAACGUUCAGCACGCACACACACACACACACACACACACACACUAAGUGUCGACAAUUAUAUUUUUAUUAACACAAAUCAACACAACUCCUGACGUAACACCACGGUUACUGUUACACUUUGGUGGAGGUAAAUUUUUUUGCUCUUUCACUCUCUCUCACUCUCUUUUACUGUGUCUCGCGCUUACAUAACGGACCUUGGUCUGUUUAUGCAUUUUGCUGAGAGGGUGUGUGUGUGUGUGUGUGUGUGUGUUUGGGUUUGUUCAGGGAGCAAUAAUAGGUUGUAAAGCAGAAACGGAACAGUCCAGAGAAAUACUGUAGUGUGUAUGUAUGUGUGUGUGUUUGUGUGCGUGUGUGGGACUGAGACACCGGUGUUCUGUCCACUGUCUCCAACAUCGUGGGUAUGUUUGUGUUAAUUAUAAGCCUCCACUUUUUCACUGGAGUGGAUGUGAUUCAUCCUAAUAAUAACAUUAAUAACUGAUGAGAAUAAAGCCGAACACUUUUUAUGCACAAA